Molecule: messenger RNA, 1513 nt
Organism: Diospyros lotus (date-plum)
Lineage: Eukaryota; Viridiplantae; Streptophyta; Magnoliopsida; Ericales; Ebenaceae
Product: ubiquinol oxidase 4, chloroplastic/chromoplastic
Exons: 9
Coding region: 231-1304 (357 amino acids)
Biological process (GO): alternative respiration
Cellular component (GO): mitochondrion; thylakoid
Molecular function (GO): alternative oxidase activity
Source: RefSeq, a predicted model, not a curated record
UCUGUUUGCUAAUAAGGACAAUUUCUCCAUCAGAUUCCCCAAAUCAACCCCUCCGUCUUAAAGUUCUCUCAGUUACGCCCCCUCUCUUCUUGGGUCUUGAAAGGGCCAGAUUUGGCACGGACGUUACCACGCCUAACCUCGCUGCCCCAUUUGUUUCUGCCCGGGAAAGUGACAGUUCCCGUUUCACAUUCCAUUUUCCGUUCUGUUCCUCUGCAAUCUCAGCAGAAGCUAUGGCGGUUCCUUUUUCUUCUACGGUUAAUACAGUAACGGUGUCAUCGGCGUCGUCUUUCAAGGCAAGAAUUUACAGAAAUCCAUGUCUCUUGAACUACCAGAGCCGCUUCAACUUUAAUCCUCUAUGUCCUCGGCCAUUUCUAGCGAGGAAGUUGUUCAGAGUCCAAGCAACAGUCUUGCAAGAUGAUCAGGAGAAAGUGGCCGUGGAAGACUCUUUCCAACCAAAGACUAUUCCUGCUGAUGAUGGGAGAGAAAUUGAUCCGGAAUCAUCAAGACGUUCGUCUUCUAGCCGGUUGGAAAGAUGGGUUAUUAAGUUUGAACAGUCUAUUAAUAUCUUACUCACAGAGUCAGUGAUAAAGAUACUUGAUACUCUGUAUCAUGACCGACACUAUGCAAGGUUCUUUGUACUGGAAACUAUUGCAAGAGUUCCUUAUUUUGCCUUUAUCUCUGUGCUACACAUGUACGAGAGUUUUGGAUGGUGGAGAAGAGCAGAUUAUCUGAAAGUGCACUUUGCUGAGAGCUGGAAUGAGAUGCAUCAUCUGCUGAUAAUGGAAGAACUGGGAGGAAACGCUUGGUGGUUUGAUCGCUUUCUUGCUCAACAUAUAGCAAUCUUUUAUUAUUUCAUGACAGUCUUUAUGUAUGCUUUAAGUCCAAGAAUGGCAUAUCACUUCUCUGAAUGUGUAGAGAGCCAUGCAUAUGCUACUUAUGACAAAUUUAUCAAGACACAAGGAGAGGAGCUAAAAAAAUUGCCUGCACCUGAGGUUGCUGUGAAAUACUACACCGGGGGCGAUUUAUACUUGUUUGAUGAAUUUCAAACUGCAAGAGCUCCCAAUUCUAGAAGGCCAAAAAUAGAGAACCUAUAUGACGUGUUCUUGAACAUCAGAGACGAUGAAGGCGAACAUUGCAAGACGAUGAAGGCCUGCCAAACUCACGGGAACCUUCGAUCUCCUCACUCAUAUCCAGAGGAUACCUUGGAGGGCGAAUCGGGCUGUGUGCUGCCCCAAACAGAAGAUUGUGAAGGCAUUGUAGAUUGUAUAAGCAAAUCUCUCAGUUCUCAAGCAAAGGGAAUGUAAUACCCCAAAAGCCAAACACACACAAACAAAAUGAAAAGAAGGAAAUGCAAUACUGUAUAGCUCUUGAUAGAAUUUCCUCCACCCUUUUGUGUUCUUUCCCAGAUAACAAUGGCGGUUGCUGUAAUGGUUGAAUUCUUUACUGAACAUAAUGAUAAAGGUAAAGGGGAAGAAGAGGAUUUGAUUGCUGCUGAGAACAGUGAUGGUUGGUC